This is a messenger RNA of Pyricularia oryzae 70-15, 2791 nucleotides long. RefSeq lists its product as uncharacterized. The transcript has 3 exons. The record is from RefSeq and is a predicted model, not a curated record. The coding region runs from base 52 to 1458 and encodes 468 amino acids. NCBI's taxonomy places the organism in Eukaryota, Fungi, Ascomycota, Sordariomycetes, Magnaporthales, Pyriculariaceae.
UUUCAAACUUCGUACUCGAGCCAGCCAGUUCUUCGGUCAUACUCAAUCCAGAUGGACAAGCUUACCAUUCCGGCUUUGACGAAGGCCAACCUCGAUAAACACCAGAGGAACCUUCCCGAAAUAAAAUUGCUCAAAGCGAAAGAAGGAGUGCACGGUUUUCUCUCCAACUUGAAAUUUAAACUGUCCGAAUGCACCCGCGACAGUUGCCGCAUCCGCGACGCUGAAAGUGUGUACAUCGCCAGCAAUGACGAGCUCGGUUAUCGAGGCACUCAAGAGCCCAAACCCGACCUGGAUGAUCCCCUUUUUUGGAAGCACCGACUCCUCAAGUUCGAAACCAUAUACCAGCCCAUCAUCAAGCUAGAAUCGGCCAAGAGUGCCGUCGUGGGGUAUAUCAUCUCCAUCUAUCAACUUGGACGUGAAGGUUUCCAGUUUCUGAAAGAUUACGAGAUUUAUUUGGCGGCCCCCAAACCAGAUCUCAGCUUGCUCCGCUAUCGGUCCGAAGCACCCAACCUGGAAUCCCUCGAGUAUUGGCAAUUUCAAGUGAAAUGUCUGCAGGAGAAAUACUCUCAGAUUUGUCGGCAAAAGUUUGGGUGGGAAUCUGAUUUAACAAACCCAGCCCGGCAAAUCGAACAGAACGCACCUGUACAACCCAACGAGUAUUUUGUGGAGGACCCGACUUCUGCUUCGACCUCCAUUUCGAGCUUACUCAGGCAGGAGGAGCGACGUCGGGUCACAGACAGGUGGCUGGGCACCGCAUCAACACCCGACAACAGCCUGCCACCGGCGACGCAGCUCUCAUUCUCGUAUAAAACGAAUGUCCGGAGCAGCGCGGGGUCAGGUGCUGAAGGGCUCCUACUUCUCCCGAGCCCACUAUGGUAUAAUGCAAAGCGGAAUCGCGUCCGAGGUUCCGUUCGUGACUUGCUCUUGGGGUUGCGCAAUCAUUGCGGCAAGGAAGGCCGGCAGUUUGUGGACGCCGAUGUCUAUGUUGCCGAUGAUAUUGCACAACGUCGUGGCAAAGGUUCAAGCCUAGAGGCCGAAAUCGCCAGUGGCUACAUUAACGUUCCCGUCAUUACUAGAGAUAUUGCCUUCUGGGAAGAAAAGGAAGUUGAUCUUGGGAAUAAAUACCGACUCUUAAAUGGAAUAUCGUCGAGUUCAGAUCUUGAAGGCAACGACCGAUCGGGUGCUGACCGUUCAAACUUAACACCACAAGUAAAGGGGACAGGCAGAGGGGGGAAAUAUCAAUUUCAGGAGGUUCUAGCCUGCGAUAACCAGGAAAAUCGACCAUCAACUGCUCCAACACCGGUCCGACAGCCCAAUAACAUAUUUGAAGGGAGACCUCCUCGACGGAAACGAAAAGCAGAUGCUGCCUUUGAACAGCCCGAAACCACACGCCGUACUGCACAAUCGCGUGCGAGCCGGCGUCUCGGUGGGAAACCGCCGGAAUUCCCUGGGCUUUAGUCCGAGCACUUGGGUCGCCACGACCCUUGGCUAACAACAAGCAUUGUGGUCUUAUGGCAGGCAUAAGCGCCUUUGAACGCAAUCACUGGCCUCGUACCGGCUGUCGAGGGACGGUGGUGAAGGAAACGGGGACAGGAUUGAACCCAGUCUGACGCCGCUAGGACAUCCGCCAACUUCAGCAGCCCUAUUAUCCCCAAAUACUGCUAAACUCUCAUACUAUUUCCGGCUUGCGGGUGCUGGUUGCGUAUUUCCCAGGGCACACGAAGAUUCUUUUAGAAGUUCUUUGGCCGCUUCCUGCCCGGCAUGUCAGCCUUGAGCUAGGCGCGUGUCCGAGAUAGCGGAUCCCUAUUUACGUCCUCCUCCUCCCCGGUUUUUGCUCUCCCCAAACCUCCCCUGGAUGGCACUAAAACUCUUUUGCGCGGCUGGAACCUCCCGUUCUCGGUGGCUGCGAUGCUGAUGGGGCCCGCGGAGGACCCAGCGGCCAAUGACAGCAUCCCGUCAGGCUGGACAAGCUGUUCGGGCAUUGUUAAGUUGGAAAUUAAAAAAAUCGAUCUAAAUACAUUACGGCAAAAUCAUGGGAACAAGUUUCCACAGGCAAACACAUCCUCCAUUUUGAAACGUCUAUAGCCAAGAUUGCCACGAAAAUGGUCGUGAGCUCGCACAUGCGACUUGCUAGGUGCCUCCUGACGCCAGAUGGACACGCUUCAGCGAGACUUUGGCGCGUAAUGAUAUACCAAGCUCGCGUUUGCAUCCAAAUGGAGCCGAUUGCCACUGGUCGUGGUCUUGUAUCACAUCCCUGAGUUAGAAUUUGGCAGCCGUAACAACUUUGGAAUCUCCAAUCAAAGCUUAAACAGCACUGGCGCUCGCGACGACGCUCCCACUACCCUUACCUGUCAACCAAGGAGGAGAACAACCAACCCUGAGACGCGACUGAUCGGCGGGUUUUUUUUUGGACAAAUAACAGCACUCAACACGCGUAGAGGAGGAGGCGAUUAUUCAGAGUGGAUCAUCGUAGGAGAGAAAGGGGGGCUGGACUGCAUCUCUCACGGAACAAACUGUCCAUGUCAUUCCUACUUGGCUGCAUGCGAUAAGUAUGCUCUGGUAGUGUAUUACCCAGUACUGGCCUCUGGUUUGGAGGCAUCCUUUUCUGGGCGUCCUUUGUGGAUGCCAGUGUGCAUUAUUUGCUCAUCCCACCUUAGUCGGCGAGCAAAAAGAGCAGGUGUGGUGGGAUCUGGACUUGUGAGUUACACAGUUUCUCCUAUGUGGAGGCCGCCUUGUUUACGGCUAACUAUUCAAAACGAUUGGGCAUGAUUUGUGUUUGCCUGCGGGUGGC